AUUCAGUACGCCUCUAGAUUUUCUUACUGACUGACGCACUCGUUCCAUCCCCAAGUCAUGCUUGUCACUUGACAAAAUUAGUGCAUACGUUUUCGUCCAGAGAAGAAGAAGAAUAAAGACGUUUUAUUUUUCAGUGUACAGUUGCUCACAUGUCACUCAUUGUCAGCCAAGUGUACACCAUCUUCAAAUAACAACGGAUGGAAGAAUAAUAAGAGUUUCGUGAAUGUGGUUGUGGAGAUAUUUUGGCCAGUUGAAUACUUACUUUCGGUGAGUAAAAUCAACUUAUCGAUCUGUUCAAAUAUAGGCCGAGAGAGAAGACGUGGUGACCUAGAGGAGAAAAAGCAGUGCUGCAUUCGUUGGUACUUAAGUAAGACUCAACAGUGCAUCGAUUGAGCUGCCUCGUCCCGGGUACAAUUCCAUUUCCUCCGAAUUCCGUAGGACAGUCGUCGUCAUCUGGUUAAUUUUUAGCAGUAUUUACACUGAUUGUCGUGAUUAUCUGUCGUUACAUGUGAUAGUGAAAGUUGGGUCGGGUUCGGUAAAGUUGUGUGGUGGUGGUGACCGAGUUUGUUUUUAGAUCCUGCGUGCGUGUUUGGAAUCAAUACUACAGUCUAAACUUUCUCCUGCAAUACAUAUGUAAAUUUGGGAUAAACUCGGAAUGUCUGUCAAAAUGGUACCUUUCUUAACUCGUGGUUCGACGUGGUAGGGAUUUUUUCUCCCAAACUCGUCAUAAUUCCGAAAGAAACUUUAAGCCGUGACAUCAUAAAUACCACGAUCGCUUUAUCUUGCAACACUACGAUUAUUUACUUGCCGUCCAAUAAUAACAAGACCUGCCUGAUAAGUUCUAAAUAAUAUAAUAACCUGUGCCAUCUCUUCAUACGUAAUAAUGACCUUCGCCACGACCAACCUUUGUCAACAAUAUCAGGCUGCAUUACUGCUUGCCGGGAAAUGCACGCCAGGGAAAGAGCUCUCACAAGUUUAUUGCACGGAUGACAAAUAUGAGGUCAAACUCGACCUGCAAAACUUUCAACCGGAAGAAAUCUCCGUGAAAGCGAUUGACCGAUUCAUCAUCGUUGAUGGGAAGCAUGAGAAGAAGGAAGCCAAGCUUGGAAUAAUUUCGCACCAAUUAACGCGACGCUACGUUUUACCCGAUGGAGUCGAUCCGGAGGAAGUGUCCUGUUCUUUAAACGAGUCGAAUGGAAUGCUAACACUAUCUGCGCCACGACAUCUGGAGAAUGUCCCAACGAAAGAGGUUGUGAUCCCCAUUCAAAAAAAUGAGAAUGGUGACCUCAGCCCAGAGAAGGAGGUUACAUAAAAAAUAUUUCAUUAGCUCAUUACCAGAAGUAUUCUAUUAUACAUUAUCCGACGGAUUUACAAGUUAAUGAAUAAAUUGUUUGUUUUCAAAAAUGGAAUCAAA
Folsomia candida is the source of this 1414-nucleotide messenger RNA. RefSeq names its product protein lethal(2)essential for life. The transcript is spliced from 2 exons. NCBI's taxonomy places the organism in Eukaryota, Metazoa, Arthropoda, Collembola, Entomobryomorpha, Isotomidae. Gene Ontology annotation, biological process: protein refolding; response to heat. Gene Ontology annotation, molecular function: protein folding chaperone. Bases 884 to 1312 code for a protein of 142 amino acids. The record is from RefSeq and is a predicted model, not a curated record.